AUGGUUGCUCCAUUGAACCUAAAACAAGAACAAUCAUCAACACGACCACCCCGCUUCAAUGGCCAGUUCUAUAGCUGGUGGAAAACAAGGAUGCACGACUACUUAAUGGCUGAUGACAGUGAGCUAUGGGACAUAGUGUUGGAUGGACCCUUCAUCCCUACCACUGAAGUGAAGAAUGGCGAAAUAACCAAAAUUGUUCCAAAGACUCGGAAACAGUACAACGAGGCAGACAGAAAGAAGAUCGAGAAAAGCUACAAAGCUAAAAAGUUGCUAGUAUGUGGUAUUGGUGUUGAAGAGUACAAUCGCAUCUCUACGUGUGAGUCUGCAAAGGAAAUCUGGGACUGUUUAAGGACUGCUCAUGAGGGAACAGAGCAGGUGAAAGAAUCAAAGGUGGACAUGCUGACCACUCAAUAUGAAAACUUCACCAUGAAGGAAGGAGAGACCAUUCAUGAAAUGCAUACUAAACUCUCUUCCAAAACCAAUGAGCUACGAAGUCUGAGUGAGCCUAUCAGCACUAGUAAGCAAGUUAGGAAGGUUCUUCGAAUUCUUCCUAAGUCCUGGGCAAGCAAAGUAGAUGCUAUUACUGAAGCCAAGGAUUUGAAGGUUUUGGCAAUGGAUGCUCUCAUUGGAAACCUCAAGACCUAUGAAAUGAACAGAAAUCAGGACAUCUCAAAGAAGGAAGCCAAGAAAGAUAAGUCCUUAGUUCUCAAAAUCACACCAGGUGAAACUUUAAGUGAAGAGGGUGACAUGGCCUAUCUGACCAAGAUAUUUCAGAAAAUUGUGAGAAAGUAUGGAAGGUUUAGAAAAGAAGGGAAUCCUCGUAGGACUGCAUCUGCUAGUGACAUUUGUCACAAGUGUGGAAAGGCAGGUCACUUCAUAAGAGAUUGCCCAAUGCUUAAAGCAGAAAACAAAGAGUAUCAAAGACCUAGAGGUGAAAAAGAUAAGAGGAGGGACCUGGUACCUGACAAGAAUGCAAGAAAAGUUGCAACUGACUAUGUUGUGAAGAAAACUCUUGCUGCUUUAGGGGACUCCUCAAGUGAGUCAGGAGAGUCAGAAUACUAUGAUGACGCAUCAAUGCUGGCAGUUCAAGAUGAUGCUAACGUGUUUGAUGGGUUGUUCGCCCUCAUGGAAAAAUCAAAUGACGAGGACUAUGAAGAUAAGGUAACUCUCCUCGACAUUAAACAAAACUUGAACUCUUAUUGUGUUAGAAGGUUGAGGAAUCUAGCAAAUGUUUUGAUUGAGUCUGUAAUAGAGUUAACCACUGAAAAGGACUGUAUGAACAUUAGUCUAGAUAUUCUUAGUGAAGAAAAGACAGUAACAACUAUUCACAUAUCGCUCAUUGAGGAACAUUUGACAGUUCUAAAAGUUGAAAAUCUAGAACUUAAAAAUCAACUGAGCAUAAUGAUUGAGAAUUUUGGGAAAAGAAAAGGGAAGGCCACUAGUUUGCAAGCAGAGCUAGAAGCAAAUCUGAAUACUGCUGAGACCAAACUUGCUCUAGCCUUGGAAAGAAAUGAUCAAAUGGAGAGGGACCUGGUGAGUGAAGGAAGCAGAAAUCAGUGCUGGUUCAUGGACAGUGAAUGCUCGAAGCACAUGACUAGAAACACCAAAAACUUUCUUUCACUCAAAGCACUUCAAGGCGGAGUUGUCUCUUUUGGCGAUGGAAAAAGAAGGUAUAUCCUUGGAGUUGGCAGGGUUGAAAAAUCUCUUGAAAGCUCUAUUGAAAAUGUGUAUUAUGUGAGUGGGUUAAAGUACAGUCUUCUUAGUGUUUCUCAGAUAUGUGAUAAGGGAAACGAAGUCAAUUUCACAUCAGAAAAUUGCAUCGUCACUAGUUUGUCUACCAGGAAAGUGAUCUUAACGGCCAGAAGGCAGAAAAACAUGUAUGUGGCAGCAGUGGAAACAGUUCAUGGAGACGAUCAGACAAGCCUAAGUGCUCAAAGUGCAAAUGCAGACUUAUGGCAUAGGAGACUAGGUCAUGUGAGCUCGUAUUUACUGAACAAACUGGUUUCUAGGGACCUGGUCCGUGGCUUGCCAAAAUUGAAAUUCAGCUAG
Solanum stenotomum is the source of this 2049-nucleotide messenger RNA. RefSeq lists its product as uncharacterized. The record is from RefSeq and is a predicted model, not a curated record. Gene Ontology annotation, molecular function: zinc ion binding; nucleic acid binding. NCBI's taxonomy places the organism in Eukaryota, Viridiplantae, Streptophyta, Magnoliopsida, Solanales, Solanaceae. Bases 1 to 2049 code for a protein of 682 amino acids. The transcript is spliced from 2 exons.